Akanthomyces muscarius is the source of this 339-nucleotide messenger RNA. RefSeq lists its product as uncharacterized. The transcript is spliced from 3 exons. NCBI's taxonomy places the organism in Eukaryota, Fungi, Ascomycota, Sordariomycetes, Hypocreales, Cordycipitaceae. Bases 1 to 339 code for a protein of 112 amino acids. The record is from RefSeq and is a predicted model, not a curated record.
AUGGCUGACAUUUCCAUGGUUGACAUCUCCAUGACUGACAUUCCCACGGCUGACGUCUCCGUGGCUGACACUCCCAUCGACCCGAUAAGCGUCGAUAUCUCACAAACAAAACAAGUUCUCGCUGCCAAGGUCCAAACUCCCAAGCCCUUUGCACGGCAGUAUCUACGGCGAGAAAUCAAUAUACUAGGACAGCUACGCCAUCCAAGCAUCGUAAGAUGCUACGGAUACAAAGAGAGCGGCCCUUCAGUGCAGAUCUUCAUGGACCUAAAAGAUUGCAAUCUGCAGGAUUUGGUCCAUCGUCAAGCGGUACCAGAGGAUGACCUAACUAUGCACGUUUAA